Molecule: messenger RNA, 702 nt
Organism: Ramularia collo-cygni
Lineage: Eukaryota; Fungi; Ascomycota; Dothideomycetes; Mycosphaerellales; Mycosphaerellaceae
Product: related to GIR2 Highly acidic protein with anomalous electrophoretic behavior
Exons: 1
Coding region: 1-702 (233 amino acids)
Biological process (GO): cytoplasmic translation
Molecular function (GO): protein binding
Source: RefSeq, a predicted model, not a curated record
AUGGGUGCCGAAGAACAGGCCGAAGAGCGCGAAGUCCUUGCCUCAAUAUACCCGGACGAGAUUCACGAAAUCUCGCCCACCGAAUUCCGCAUCUCCAUAGCUCUCGACACCGGAAGACAUGAGGAUGACGAAACAGAGGAUCCCGUUCUGAUCUUGAACGUCAAAUACCCAGAAGAAUACCCAGAUGUAGCUCCAGUCWUGGACAUCACACAACCACCAAAUGCCUCAAAGCAUGAGCAUCUCGACAUUCAAGAUGACAAGGACCGAUUGCUGGAGUCGCUGCAGGAGACGAUUGAGGAGAACUUGGGUAUCCAAAUGAUCUUCACACUCGUAAGUACGUUGAAAGAUGCGGCGGAACAGCUCAUGGCGGAGCGACAAUUGGCGGUGCAGGCAGAGUUAGAUGCGGCCAAGGCACAGGCGGAGGAAGAGGAGAACAGAAAGUUUGAGGGCGAGAAAGUCACAAGGGAGAGCUUCUUGAAAUGGAGUGAGGCAUACAAGAAGGAGCUAGAGGCUGAGAAGCAAAAAGCUGCCGAGUUGCAGGAGGCGGAGGACAAGAAGAAGCGUGGGCCGAAGGAGGAGAAGAAGCUGACAGGGCGGCAGCUUUGGGAGAUGGGCUUGGCUGGUAAGGUGAUGGACGAGGAGGACGAAGAAGGAGAAGACGUGGAUCUAGAGCGGAUGAAGGGCUUGAGUGUCGAGGGUUGA